Malurus melanocephalus (red-backed fairy wren) is the source of this 6704-nucleotide messenger RNA. RefSeq names its product zinc finger DHHC-type palmitoyltransferase 20 (gene ZDHHC20). Gene Ontology annotation, cellular component: endoplasmic reticulum; Golgi apparatus. NCBI's taxonomy places the organism in Eukaryota, Metazoa, Chordata, Aves, Passeriformes, Maluridae. The transcript has 13 exons. Gene Ontology annotation, molecular function: protein-cysteine S-palmitoyltransferase activity. The record is from RefSeq and is a predicted model, not a curated record. Bases 81 to 1169 code for a protein of 362 amino acids. Gene Ontology annotation, biological process: synaptic vesicle maturation; protein targeting to membrane; peptidyl-L-cysteine S-palmitoylation.
GGCUCCGCAGCGGCGGCCGGAGCUGCAGCCGCCGCCCGCCCGUCGCAGCGACGGCGCUGCCGCGGUGCCCGGCCGGGAAGAUGGCGCCGUCCCACGUCCUCAAGUGCUGCCAGAAGGUGCUGGCCUGGGUGCCCGUGGCCUUCAUCGCCCUGGUCGUGGCCUGGUCCUACUACGCCUACGUGGUGGAGCUGUGUGUGUUUACUAUUUCUUCAACUGCAGAAAAAGUUGUCUACCUUGUGGUUUUUCAUCUGUCAUUUGUCAUGUUUGUAUGGUCCUAUGGGAAGACAAUUUUCACAUCUCCUGCAACCCCCUCUAAUGAGUUCUGCUUGUCAAAAGCUGAUAAAGAACAAUAUGAAAAAGAAGAGAGACCAGAAUCCCAGCAGGAGAUUUUGAGAAGAGCUGCUAAAGACUUGCCUAUCUAUACUACAACAGCAUCAAGAGCCAUCAGAUACUGUGAUCGAUGCCAGCUGAUCAAACCUGACCGCUGCCACCACUGUUCUGCAUGUGAUGUAUGUGUAUUAAAAAUGGACCACCAUUGUCCAUGGGUGAAUAAUUGUGUGGGAUUUUCUAACUACAAAUUCUUCCUCCUGUUUUUAAUGUAUUCCUUACUGUACUGUUUGUUUGUUGCUGCUACAGUCUUGGAGUACUUCAUAAAGUUUUGGACAAAUGAAUUGCCAGAUACCCAUGCAAAGUUCCACGUACUCUUCCUUUUCUUUGUGGCAGCCAUGUUCUUCAUCAGCAUACUGUCACUCUUCAGCUACCACUGCUGGCUAGUUGGCAAAAACAGAUCAACUAUAGAAACAUUCCGUGCACCCACAUUUCGCAAUGGUCCUGAUAAAAAUGGCUUUUCUCUUGGAUGCAGCAAAAAUCUAAGGGAGGUUUUUGGAGAUGAAAAGAAGUAUUGGCUACUCCCUAUCUUUACCAGUUUGGGUGAUGGAUGUAAUUUCCCAACUCGUUUGGUGAUUAUGGAUCCAGAGCAGCUUGCAGUCUCAAACCAAAAUGAACCUGCCAAAAGCUCUGUAGCCAAUCAGUCCUUUCCUACUAGACCACUCAGUGAAUCACAAAAUCGAUUGCUAGCUGGUGAUUGUCAGUGGGUGGAAACUGGCCCUGAAGAGGAAAAUGUGAAAUCAGGUGCAAAAAAGCAUAUUAUAGUUUCAUUGGAAAGUUGAUCUCAGCUAAUUACUAACCAACCGUCUCAAUGAGAAACAGGUUUUUGCAACGCAUUUUGAGCUUGAAUAUUACUUAAUUUUGUUUGGAAGAAGCUGAGCAGCAAGAACUGGAACAUUAACAUUUUAGGAAGAGACAAGAAAUUCAAGUUUCUGCACAGUACAAUGGAUUAUUGUAAGCACUAUUGCAGAGCAGGGAAGUUAAGACAGAUGCCUUAAGAUUCUUAAUGUGCAUUUAUGCAACACUGAAUUAUAUACUGCUACCAAAGGGCCAGACCCAGAAGUGCCCUGCUUGGAUGCACACGGUCCAGAGUGGGAACUAUGCAUUUCUGUUAUGCUGCAGUGGUGGGGGUAGAUUGCAGAGAUUCCUACCUCCUCAUGGGCAAACUUCAUACCUUAGGCACUGCAGAAGUCACUUUCAUAGCAGGUCUCCAGAGUACAGAAGGAAAGAAAAAAGGAAAAGGAAGAAGAAAAAAAAAGAGCAUGGCUAGCAAGUCUGAAGUGUUGGUUUGCAUAGUUCAAAUGUCAGGUGAUGGGGAAGGGACUGGAUGAUGUCCUCUCCUUUCUUCRUGUUAACCAGUCUACCCCAUGAUCCCAGCUCUCCAAGUCUUUCAGGACUGAGGGUUGCUUCUAAUAGGUGUGCUUUGGAGCAAGGCAAUGCCAACAACAUAAAAGCCUUUAACUUGGGUGUUGCUUUUUUGCUAUAGGAUUGAGCUUUCUCAUCAUUUUAACUUGAUUCAUUUAACUAUAUCAAGGACAGAGCUCAAAGAAGAGAACUUGGGUUUAGUUGAAAAAACAUGUAUUAUUACUUUGGAACCAUUGUCUGUUAGCAUACAAGGAAAAGCCAAUCCAAAAAGGAAUUAGCAAUUUACAUUUUCUGUUACUGUUUGCUGUUCUGUGUAAGGCAGCAACAAAAUGGUAAAGUACCCCUGAGAAAAACAAUAUUGCAAUGGCGUGUUGUUAGAAAAUGGAACCAGCAGAGUACUGCUUUUUCCAUGGGACUCUUGAGGGUUUAUAAAUACUGUUUUAUACUUUUGUUUUAUCUUUUUAAUAAAGGCACAAGGUUUUAUUGGUUCUAAAGUACAAAUAUCAGGUACUUAUGAGAAGAUUAGUGUUGGAUCAUAAUCUGUGUUAGCACACUGAAAAAUUGCAUCCUUUAGUGUCCCACUUUCAAAUCCAGUUUGAGUGAUGCUGAAAUUGCUAAAGACUGAUGGCUUUGUGCAGCGAUGUACCAGUUCACAAACAGCAAAAUGUGUUUCCUGUGUGAGGAAUCAAGUCCAUCCCAUCCUUAGCUCAAGACCUACAGCAAACAACGUGGGUUUUUUUUCUCCUCACUCCUCUAUAGAGAAGACUGCUAACUCAUCUUUGGGUGGUACUGGAAUUUUGCACCUGGAAAAAGUGACAAAUACUGGUUUUCUCUCUGUAACUUUUCUGAUCUUCAGCUGAUGCUGAUUGAAAAUAGACAUAAGCCCUUUUGAUAAGGACUGAAAGUAGUAGUCAAAUUGAUGAUCUAGUCCAAAAGAACCUGUCUGGUUUAUCUCCCAGACUGAUUGCUACUUGAGUUAAAUAUGCUUAUGAUGGAAAUACUAAGGUAUCAAGUAUACUGUAAGUUUAAAUUAAGUAUUUUUUGUCUUUGGAUAUAAUAAAUUUUUCUUAAAUAUUAAUCUUCUGGAACAAGAAUUCUUUGAGAACCUAAGAACAUAAUUUCACUGUUGGAUGUUCUUGAGGCAGUAGUAAUGGUCCAAACUUGCACCUUUUAUAAAAGUUGCAGAAUGUUUCUUGAAACUUUGUACAAGAAAUUUUGCAUUUGCUAAUUCCAAAACUUACAAAAACAUUUGCUACUCAUUAAUCUGAAAGGUUUAGCUUUUUCUUCUCAAAUGUCAAGUGAGAAGUGCCCAUCUGAUUAUAAGCUCUCAGCAGUACUGCACCAGCAAAAUUUCUUGGGGAAGAGAAAGAAGACUGCACAUUCAAGUGGCUUGUUCUGAAUACCAAAAUUUGCAGCCCCAAACACUGGUGGAACUGUCAUAGAGGGCCUGGGAUAUCAUCUGGCCUGGAAUAUCAUCUGGCUUUUACUGCAUCAAUGUAUUAUAGCUGAAAGAACACAUCCAUGCACAGACAUCAUCUAGCAGAUCUAUAAGCAAAAUGUAUGUCAGAAUCCUAAGUAUCAUUGAUCCAGCAAUAGGGUCUCUGCUCCCCCUACCCACUCCUCGAAGUGUUUCUUAUAUCCCCCCYUGAAUGUGUGUAUUCUGUAGGCCAACAUUAGUAGAACUUGUUUGAUUUCUUAUGUCAGGAUAGUGAAUUUACAAGGAAAACUGCAAGUAAACAGACUGGGCUAGCUCCAUGUGCAUUCUCUAGUGAGUGCUGCUUUUAUGAAACCUCUUCUUCUUAUGCCAGAUGGACAUUUUUGUGGCUUUCCAAGAAGAACUGAUGUUUCUGAAAUGUUUAUGCAGAUCACAGGAAUAUUUUGUCCUAGAUUUUUCCUCAUAUUUGAGGUGAGAAAAGGAGAGUAGCUGUUUUAGGAUAAUUCCGAGGCCAGAGGUUGGUAUAAAAGCAAGUAUUACUGAAAGUCUCUUUGGCAAAUAUUAAACAUAGUAAAGUGAUUCAAAGAUCAUUCUUCCACAUUCACCACCCUCAACCUUUUUUUUUUUUUUUUUUUUCUGGGGAAUGGGUGACUAAGAGAAACCCCAGGCUGAUCUGAAGGAAUUAAGUUCUCUAAGGGAAUUGUACUGCUGAACACUAAGGCCAUGCCAGCAAGUGGGAUGGAGGGAUUAGGUUUCCCUGGCAGGCCUGGGCUUUGGAGGAAGUAUCMUAUCUAAGGCAGCAGGAUGACAUCCUCUGUCAUUGGGUUCUGUCCUGACUGCUCCCUAGGCUGUGCUGUACCAAAUGGUCAGGGGGCAGGCAGGAUGAGGGAGCGGGAAGCCUGUGUGGCUGUCAGGCUCCAAGCAGCCUUAGGUGUCCCUGCCAGAGGGGCAGGGGGCUGCAGGAACUGGGUACUUUUGGCCCAUAAACAGAAGCGCUGGAACCUUCCAGUGAAUGCAGUGUGAAGAACAGCUCUACGUGUUCAGGAGAUCGGGAGGGGGAUUGAUCCUGAGGRUCCAUCCUUUAGGGUGUUGGGCCAUGUUAUAUGUGCUGGUUUUGUGCUUUAACCUACUCUGUAUCAGGGAGUCUUGAAAAUACAUAGAUUGGCAUUAAAAGUAACAGCCCUUAAGCUUUUAGAUCCAUCAAGGUAAUGACUAUUGCAAGCCAUACAUAGUAGUUAUUGUAGGAUAGUUGACAUUGGCUGCAAUUAGAAACUGCUUUCGUGUUUCUUACUGCUGUUCUCUUUUUUAAAAAUCUAUAUACACUCAAAAAAAAAUUUAAAUGUCAUUAAAUUGCUGAUGUGAGGACAGAUGCCUGAUGCAGGGUAGGAUUUCAGUGUGAUUUAUGCUCCAUAUUUCUAAAAUGUCAUGUCACCUGUCRCUGUGAAUAUGAGGCAGGGAAAUCCAUAAAUAUAAAUUACUUAAAACUACACAAUACUAGUUUUCUUACUGUUAUUUACUCACAGAGUGUACAACACACAUAUUGCUGUGCUUGCCAAAGGCAUAUUAUAGGAGGAGGGCAGGAAGAGGGAUAGRUUUCUCUCAUUAACUGAUUUCCUACAGUAUUAUUUUGCAACUGUAGUGAUGCAWGUCAGAUGUGAUCAAAAACCUCCAUUUUAAAUAUUCAGAGGGUUAUUUUAGAGAAAGUUUUGGCACUUCUACUUUUAGUGAUUUGAGUAGAAAUKAUGGUAACAUUUUUGUUAAAGCUGCCUCUCAAGUGUGGAUUUUGCAGGUACCAAGCUCCUUUUGGUAUGCUGUUCUUACAAACUGGUCCUGUUCUCCAGAGUGCUGAAUACCUACAGUAUUCAGGUAGUUUAUUUCCUUUGAUCUUGUGUGGUUCUUCUGUAUUAAUUAUAAAUCAUCUUUUGUGUUUGGAUGAAUUUCAAUACCAYUGGAUAUGCACACAAAGACUUCAUGAUCUGAGGUAUGGUCCAGUUGCAGCUAAGCACAGCCCCAAGAGGAAGGAAACAGCAGUGUUUGCAAUAGCAUUAAUGUCUGGCAGCUUUACCAAGGUGCGCUGACUCCAACACAGAACUGACCACAUCUGCUUGGAUCUGGAGCACUGAUUGACCAGAUUUAUUAAAACUUAAGUAACAACAAAACAGUGACAGUUUUGAGCUUUACAGUGUAUCUUCUCCAAGGACACCCUCUAAAACUGUGUCUAACUGGGGAAUUUGGGUGUGCAUUUAGAAAGGCUCCAAACAGCAGCUCCUUCAACUCAAGAAUGUGUCUUUCACAGUACCUAYAAAUCAGCAAGGUGUGCAAUGUCAAAGGCUCUUCUAUCUCUAAAUGGCACCAAAGAGAGCAGCUGCACAUAAAGUGGUUUAGUACUGAACACAUUUGUUACACUCAUUUCUAUAAAUUUAUUUUGUAUAUAGAGCUUUUUAUACACACUUUUCUUAAUUACGUAACUGUCAUGAAACAUGAAGCUACGAGUCAUGGUUUGUUUUAAUGCUGAUUAAUACUGGUGUUUGGCCAUUUGUUUUCUGAAGCAAUUACCUGAAUUUGUUUCCAUUAGGUAGUGAAGUCUGAUAAUGUUUACAGGAUCAUUUUCUUUGGUUUUGGGAGGUUUCCCCAUCUUUCUUCCCACCCCCUAUYCCAAGAAACAGAGAGCUCAUGCUCAGUAGACGAGCAGAUGUGUCAGGGAUKAAGUAUUUGGAUUACUUUUAUUGUCACCAAAGCAUUGGUGGUGACAUGCCGAUUCCCUUUCGUUUACACUGCUUAGCUGAAACUUGCACACUUAGCAUGGUCCUCUCUGAUUUCUCCUGUCCUUUAUCCUGCUAUCAGCUUUAUUGCGGGAUUUAAAUCUUCCUGAAUGACAAUUUACAAUCAUAAAGCUAUCCCAGAAAGAGGCAGCMUUCCUGCUGUUAAGUCUGUCCCCUUUUUAACUUAAAUGAAUGAAAACAUCCCUGUUAUCUCAGCGGUUCCUUUUGUAUUUGCCASCAAGGGUCAUCAACACUUGCACUAAUCACUAUGUCCCAGCUGUUCUGCUUCCACAGUUAUUUUCAGUUGUGCUGCCUAAACUUGUAAUGAGCUGUGUUUUAAGUCUGGGGCGACGUGUAAAAGGUAUCUGUAAUAAUGAUGCACUUACUGUAUUUUUUUGUAUGUUACAGAUAGGACUUGUCCUAUGCACAGAAAAAACGUUGCCAUUUAUAGUUUAAUACUUGAAGUAACUUUUUUAAAUGGGCUUUUAUAAAUGAAUUAAAUACAAAAUCACGCUGCUUGGCCUGGAAGUUCCCUCAUGUUUUAAUUGUAUUUGCAAUUUACCCGUAUGUAUACUUUUCCAUGAAGUUCUCUUAAGCCAUUUAUAACCAAUGAAAGUGCAUUCAAGAUUUUGUACAUCAGUGUUCAGACYUGUUCAUACUUCUCUGAAGUAUAAUUCAUGUUUAAUAAAAACGUACCAUUCUAAAUCUCUUUUCCAAAGUGACAUGGAGUUGACACUUGAAUUCAUCAGUGAAUG